Molecule: messenger RNA, 2429 nt
Organism: Strongylocentrotus purpuratus (purple sea urchin)
Lineage: Eukaryota; Metazoa; Echinodermata; Echinoidea; Camarodonta; Strongylocentrotidae
Exons: 5
Coding region: 233-652 (139 amino acids)
Source: RefSeq, a predicted model, not a curated record
GGAGAAACUUCGCGAGCUGCAGGCGGCCUUCUCGUUGCCGAGUCUAGAGGAUGCAAUAGACAUGCCAGCUCACUGAGAGAUAUGAAGAACAGACAACACAAUCCAUCCCCAGCGAAGAAAUUCCAAGCAGCAGUAGGGGAAUUAGCAGGUGAAUAGUACAAGUCACCUUUGACCGCAAAUUCAUGGAGAACUUGGCCUACUCUGCUGAUUUGCUCGCUUCAGGCACACCAGCAUGCUCGAGUGUUUCCACAACCAUAUACUGAUGUAUGCUUCCAAGCGGUAUUCCUUUGACUACCCAGCAAACCGGGCAAGGAAUUUGCUUGCGGUCAUCGACUACAUGGCACACAAGGACAGGCCCGACCAGAUUGAUGAACAAGGCAAUACAAAAUAUGUUGCAGUAUGGUCAAAGCGUGCCAACAACUACGUGGCCCGGAAGGAGAAGGUCCCCAAGACCUACCCCUACAUGUAUGUACAAGGACUCAUCGGUGCGAUACUGGAACGCAGAGAACAGGACCAAGGACCACUGUUCUCGAAGGCUGUUCUGCUCCCUGAUGACCCUAGACACACAAGGCCCCGGCUUGCACCAUUUCCUCCACCACAAGUUGAUGUGAUCCUAGCCAGGAGACUAGGCCGAUUAGAGAAAUCCAUGUAAUCCUCUGUAGUGAACAUUUGGGAUUGUCUGACUUGAGAACUGCUUUUUUUCGAGCAGAGACUAAGGGAUCCAAAUGGCGUCCUUCCGUCCAUCCUCCGUGACUGUACACAAAUUUGAAUGAAGUCUAAUGUGAAAUCUUACCUGCAAAAAUCAAUUAGGGUUGCUAACUUUCCAACCCUGCAUCUGUUUGUAACCAUACUUGAUUGGUAGAUGCCCUUUAUUGGCCUCCAUGAUAUUCUGGAGUUGAAGGUCACAUAAGUAGGUCAAAGGUCAAAUGAGGUUCAUUGUUGCAUGAUUGCAUGCGAGACUCUUAAUCGCCUCGAUUUAAUUUGUCCAUGUGGCAUGUUUUUAGGCUAUCUUGAGGAUUGGUUGGAACUUAACAUUUUGGACUCAUUUGGUUGCUAAUGAUUUUGUGGUCCGGAGGUGAAAGAUUGCAUGGCUUAGCAUUACGAGCAUGUAUUCUUGAUAUGUCAGAGACCCUUUGACAAAAUACCACCAAACUUGAUACUAGAGUGUCCCUGGGGAUCAUGGGGAUGUGGUUAUCUGGAGAAAAAAAAUCACAUAACACAUGAUAUACAUGUACCAGAAAUAAAUUGUUAUUGUUGCUAGAUUAGCCACCAUGCUUGGCACUUGUAUAUUGUAUUACAAUAAGAGGUUGGCAAGUUUACAAAUGGAAGAAAUGUAGGAAUAUAAAAGACAAAUUGUGACAUCAGUGUAUAAAAGCUCUAUGUGAUUUAUACAAUUCAUAAUUUGUGAUAAAAUCAGUGCUUGCUCAUGUGGAAAUGGUGGAUAUUUCAAUUUGUAUCUAUUUGGCAACCUAUAUUCCUUGAAGAAGUUACGGUAGUAAUUAUAAAAUUUACAGCCAAGAGGUCAAACCAUGAGUCAACAAUGUGUUUGGUUUUAGUGACUGUGCAUGUAACUGAGGUGACAGUCGAUCAUGAAAAAGACUAUACUUCGGAACCUGUUGAAAAUCAACAUGGACAGAAGAAAGAUUUGUAGAAUAUCUUAUUGUAAAUAGUCUUCAUUUUUUGUUUAAUGCAAUCAAUGUGACUAAAAUAAUGCAAGCGAAAAAGAGAAAUGAUCACAAGACAGCAAAACAGUUGGUUUCAUGCAUCAUUUGAAUCAAUGAACGUGAAUCAGCUCAACGCCAAAGUAUUGCGGUUCAAGGUUAUACCAUCAAGAGAUAUGCUGCCUGUAACUACUUUGUAGUUUGAAAGGGUGUAUAAAGGAAUAAGGAUACAGUUGGGCAGGCGAGUCUUUCUGUUGGUCUAUUGUAAAAAACUGGGUCAAAUUUUUUCCAAUUUUUUUGCAAAUUGUAAUAAAACUUGGUAUACCGAUUGACCCGAGGGUGUGCAAGACACAUUUGUUGUGUCUGUCUGUUAAGGUACCUCCAUGGUAACCAAGCUUUGCACAAAGAAUACAAUUUUGUUUUAAUAAUCUUGUGGAGCAUAUUCUUUCCAAGUUUUAGCAAUUUUAUAGUUUUGGUAUCUUUGAUGAGGCAUUAUAAUAACAGUAUAAAACUCAAUGCAUGUGCAGUGUGUAAAAUAAGUAUGUGAGCAAACUAUUGGAAGUAGUUUGAUCGAUUCAUAUGAAACUCAGUACACACAACGCAGAAUUGUCUUUUGUGUGCGUAUAGGACAUGACCAGUUUUGAAAUGUCUGUGCUAUUUUUUUGAAAAACCUUAUGUUGGAUGUUAAUCACUUGAGGUGAUAUUCAUAGUCGAGCAUUAGGGAAGAUGAAAGACAUAUAUGUACCUAACUAUACUUAAUUUUGUGCU